UCGAAUCUAUUCGGCGCUCGAAGCCCGCCUUAUACAAAAACUGCUGUACACACAGUAACUUUAGAGACAUACAAGUCUCUUUUCCCUUCUUUUGAAGAGGUAGAAUCCGGACACCAGUGUGCACAUGAUCCGUUAAGGUCAAGUCGAAACAAAGCCGAGUCAGCCACAGCGGAUACCUUUGUAUUUCAGAGUCAAACAGGCACGGCAGCGUUUUGUUUGUAGCAGCGGAUGGCUAGCUAGCCACGUAUAGCAGGGUAGACGUUACCUUGUCAACUAAAGGGGAGCUGAUUCACAACAAAGACAUCGAGCCUCACUGUUCCUUUAAACACGGCAAUGUCUCUGUCGAUUGAGGCUAAGUUUGAGGCGAUCCACAGCAGCAGAGGUAAAGGUGACACCAUUUGCGUGGUGCCCGACCUCUUCUCUGAGCUCUUGGAAAGUGACUGUGACCUGAAUAAAUCCUACCCAUGUACUCGGAGACCGCUGCACAAGAAAGGCCUUCUGUCUUUGAGACGUCGCUAUAGUCCAGGUUCUUUAAGAGGUGAAUGUGUGAAUAUUUGCACAUCUGUGGCAGAGAAAAACCAUCAAAUUUCCAGCUUACAUCCAUGCUCCCAAGUUUCCGAUGUCAGCCUGCCGCAUCCAUCCACUGAGUUGGAGAAAGGGGAGAGCUUAAUCGGCCAAUUAAUCUCUGGAGAAUUUGACCUUCCUGGAUCUCUAUCUACCCUCAACCCGAACAAAGUCAUUCUUACUGUUGACCAUAAAACCAGACAGAUUUUGUCAGUGAAUGAACAAGCCUGCAAACUGUUUGAGUGCAACACCGAUGAGCUAAUUGGAAAAGAGCUGUCCUGUAUCCUGAGGAAAACCAGCCAGGUCCUGGAAGAUGCAUUGGAAGAGGAUUUUUUGCUUGUGGAUGGAACUGUUGCAGCUGUGUCUGGAAAAGUGAUGGAUGUUGUCACCUCGUCUGGAGAGGUGCCAGUAUCGCUGUGUACCUACAGGCAGUUACAACAUGAAGAGCAAUGUUUUGUCAUGAUGGAUUUUGUGGAAAGAAUAUCAGCCUCCCUGUCUUUUUCACAGGAUGGCUGCAUCUUAACCUGUGACUUGGCAUUUGCCCAGCUCCAUGGGUACCAACAUCCGGAUGAGUUAAAAGGGAUGUUUGUCAAAUACGUAAUCCCUUCUUUACAAAUCCCCUUCCACAGUAAUGCAUUGCCCAAGAUGCUGAGGGUUCAGAGAGUGUGUGGUAAAAGUAAAGGGGGUUCAGCUGUCCCACUGUGCAUCAAACUUGAGGGCGCAGUGACAUGUGGGAAAUCCCAACACCAAAACAACGGGACAGGUUGGGCCUGUUCAACAGAGACUCCUGAAAGAUCCGAUGUAGAAGAAGAGCAGUCUGGCUCACCUCUCAACACCUCUGAUUGCAAAACAGGAGGCUUGAAUCCUGAACACAGUGAGAAACAUCAUGGAAGAGAUCUGUCUGCUGAAGUCAGAAUGGAAAGUGUCGUCCUCUCCCCCAGUCCUACACUGGAGUAUUCUGGAAACAUUUGGGCAUUUGCACCUCUGAGUGAUCUCCUCCUCCUCCACCCUGAUGGUUCCAUCUGCAGCAUCCAUGACCACCUGGCUCUCAGUCUGUUUGGCUACAAAAAGGAUGAGCUGCUGAGAAAGAGCAUCACUUUUCUGAUGCCCGGUUUCUACGGAUGGUUGUCUCACUCGGACAGAAAGGCCAGCUCCUUCUUUGAGUAUCAAGCAGAGGCUGGCAAAAGUGCAGUCUCAUUCAAAGUAUCAGGGAAAUCUGACCCUUCCUCACUUGUGGCCGGUGAUAUGGCCAUGGUGAAUCACGCCGCCCUAGGUAGAACCUCCAGAGGGAGAGGAAGGAUCUUCACCGGAACCAGCACGAGGCUGGACAAACAGGGCGCUUUGUCUACCCUCUCUCUUCCUGCUGUCACCUCCACACGUGUGGUAAUGGCCGACGACACUGCAGAGCUGCUGGAGCAGGCUGCACAGGUGGCUCCCUGUAGUAACCAGCUGGACAAUGCUGAUACCACUCAGGCACUCCUUAAGACAUUCACCAUGGUGGAACCUCCUGAAGAAGAUGCCUUCUCUGUGGUUUUCACCAAACCCCGGCACUGUACCCAAGAGCAGCAGUCCGGGAGAAAAGUUCAUAAAAGUACUCUGCCAGGCAUCCAGCUUAUACCGGGCGCAGCCUGUCAUAAUGGACAUGCUGCUGGCAGGGAAGGUGGCCCGUUUACAGAUGCAGGCAAAGAACAAUGCUCAUGUGGGUCUGUCCGCCAAGAUUCCAGCUUUGAGGUUAUCUCCCUGGAGAGCAGGUCUUCCUCUGGUUUCUGUGAAAAGUUUCCUGGCCAUGGUGGCUCUGAUCCAGGCCAAAUGGAAGAUUCCCACUCAGCACACAUAGUAGAGUCAGCCAGCUGUUAUCUGGACCUCAACAGUAAUGGCGAUCUGGUGACUCAGGCCAUGGCUGAUCUCAACCUGAGCAGUAGUAUAGAGCUGCUCAGUGGCGGAGGAUACAAUAAUGAUAACCAACACUCCAUUACAUCCUGCGAUACAGAUGAGCUCCUGCGUACUCCCUCCCCAUGUGUGAUAGGAUCUGACCAAGAAACAGAACCUGCAGAAAGUGUGAACGCUGGUGUAGAGGCUACAAAUGGUCUAAGUGAAGUGCAAGAAGAAAAAGAUCAGGGUGAGCAGCAUCAGUGGGCUGCUCUCUCUACUAUUCAUCAAAGUAAGAGUCAGGAGUUCUGCGGGCGAAUGAAUGAUGAGAAUCGGCCCAUGAACGACAUUCCUGCAACUUCUACUCCUAAGAAACAGACAGCGAGUGGACACAACCUGUCCUCAGAUGGCAUGCAGAUAGUAGAGGGGAGAUAUGAAGGAAGUGCAUACCACAGAGAUGGCACAAGAAUAGAUGUGCAGUGCGAUGUGAGCAGGGCUGACCUCCGGGAUGGAAGCUCCAUGUUCUGUGUGUGGAUGAGCAGGCCUGGCCAGCUGGGGUCACUGUUUCAAACGAAUAAAUCACUGCACAACCUUUCAGAAACCCGUCUAGGAGAGAGGAUUGGUGAAACCAGCCAUGGGGAGGCACUGCGCUCCACCAUGGACUUGGACCAGUCUCGAGCCUGUGACGGGCAAUUUGUAGAAGAGUACCAGCCUCUUAAAGCUGUAGGGAAAGGAGCCUUUGGUUUUGUUUGGAAGGCUUUGAGGCGCUGUGAUGGACAAGAAGUGGUGGUGAAGUUCAUAAGCAAGGCCAGGAUAGUGAGUGACUGCUGGGUGGAUGACCCCAUGCUGGGACGAGUCAGCCAGGAGAUUGCCAUACUGACUCGAGUGCAGCACCACAACAUAGUCAAGGUGCUGGAGGUGUUCGAAAACGGGAGUUAUUUUCAGAUGGUGAUGGAGAAACACGGAGAGGGCUUGGACCUUUUUGAAUUCAUAGACAUGCAGCCAAGGCUUGACGAGCCACUGGCCAGCUACAUCUUCAGACAGUUGGUGGCCGCCGUCUUCCACUUGAGAACCAAGAGCAUCCUUCACCGGGACAUAAAAGACGAGAACAUCAUCAUCGAUAAAUGUUUCCACAUCCGUCUGAUUGACUUCGGCUCUGCUGCGAUGAUGGUUCCUGGGAAGCUCUUUUAUAAUUUUUGUGGCACGCUGGAGUACUGCUCCCCGGAGGUGCUGCAGGGAAACCCCUAUGAAGGUCCAGAGCUUGAGAUGUGGUCUCUUGGUGUGCUGCUCUACACUCUGCUCUUUAGUGAGAACCCUUUCUGUGGUGUGGAGGAGAUCUUGGAGGCCAAACUAAAGCCCCCGUUCCCCCUCUCUUCAGAACUGAACAGUUUAUUAUCUGGGCUGCUGUACCCUGAUGCUGCUCAGAGACUGACUCUGGACCAGCUGCUGCUGCAGACCUGGAUCAGCCAGCCCAUUUCAUUGGCAGAGUACAGCUGGACAGAGGUGGUCCCAACAUCUCGGAGCUACUUUACUUUUUAGGUUGGAAUAGAGCUUUGCCAGUUUUUUACUCUAGAGACCCAAACAGACCCCCUACCUUGGGUGCUGUUGGCCUAGCAGUUUAAGUACGCGCCCCAUAUACAGAGGCUAAAGUCCUCUCUGCAGCGGUUGCAUGGUUCCACUCCUCAACCAAUUGCUGCAGGUCUUCAACCACUCUCUGCUUUUGACAUUUUCUGUCUCUCUUCAGCUGUCCUAUCAAAUAAAGGUGA
Notolabrus celidotus (New Zealand spotty) is the source of this 4199-nucleotide messenger RNA. RefSeq names its product PAS domain containing serine/threonine kinase (gene pask). Bases 334 to 3972 code for a protein of 1212 amino acids. Gene Ontology annotation, biological process: negative regulation of glycogen biosynthetic process; protein phosphorylation; intracellular signal transduction. The record is from RefSeq and is a predicted model, not a curated record. Gene Ontology annotation, cellular component: cytoplasm; cytosol; nucleus. Gene Ontology annotation, molecular function: protein serine/threonine kinase activity; ATP binding. The transcript is spliced from 21 exons. Lineage: Eukaryota; Metazoa; Chordata; Actinopteri; Labriformes; Labridae.